Messenger RNA from Drosophila navojoa, 931 nucleotides. RefSeq lists its product as uncharacterized. The record is from RefSeq and is a predicted model, not a curated record. Lineage: Eukaryota; Metazoa; Arthropoda; Insecta; Diptera; Drosophilidae.
AUGGAGAUUGCAUUACGAUCUAGUAAUAAAGUGCACUCGUUAGCGGACUAUAAGAUCCAGCUGCCAUUGGCGAAACGUAAACUUGGACGAAAGGAGAACUUCGAUCAUUUGGACGUUUGCUUCACGCGCAGCAAUCGCGGCAACAACUUGCUGACCAUCAAUGGGAAGCCGUUCACUCUGAACCGCAGGAUCAAGGACGCCUGCUAUUGGGAAUGCGUGAAGCUGCGCUGCAAAUACAUCAAGUAUGAUCCUCGGCUGGCACGCAGCAACAGUAGUGGUGGCUAUCGCCUCGUGGCCAAUCGUCGAGGAGGCCAGAAUCUCUUGUACAAUGGACAUAUGUACACCGUGGAGCGCAAGUAUCUGACGACCAUCAACUGGCCAACUCGAAUCGCAGCAUCAAGCUUAGUCACCGCAAACACAAUCAUCCCAGCAAUCUGUACCAAAUACACAAGUCUCGAACUAGGCCGUAAUAAACAGCUGCUCUGUACGCCUCCUGUCAAUCUGGCCCAGUAUGUGAGAUCGAGUCGCGGCACGGAUCUGGUAUUCUUUGAAGGCAACACCUACACUCCCAACGAGAAGCUGCGGGAGGGACAAAAGUCGCGGGACUGGAAGUGCUCCAUGUACCACAAGGCCAAGUGUCGCGCUCGCCUGAACACGCGGAUCACCGACCUGGGCGAUCUGAUUCACAUGACCAGCCAGAAACACACGCACACGCCCAUGUAUCUGCUGCAGCAGGAGGGGACAGCAGGAGAUAUGAGGAAACUGAGCCUUACUCGCAAUCUACAAUGCGACGGCCUACGCACCGCCAAGGGCAACUAAUCUUAGGUGGCGAAGACACUAAAUAAAAGACGAGCUCUCUGGCUACCUGACCGUGGAGAUGGUGACCAAUGCGCAGGGAAAGCGCUCGCUGGUCAAGUGCCCCAAGCUCCGC